UCAACAAAAUUUUGAUUCAUAUCUGAAAGUGAAAGAGUAAUAGAUAGAUAUAGAGAGAGAAAGAUACACAUAUAUAGAGAGAGAGACAUCACCAUAGCACCAAUAGCACCAUUAGCACCAGACGAGGAAGAAGAAAAGAUACGAGCUUUACUCAAAGAAACGAGUUUUAGAGAAGAAGAAGCUCAACCCUGAAUUCGACGACCUGAUUAACAUUCAUUUACAUAUUACCCACUUCGAUUUCCUUUCUGUUCAAAUGGCCAAGAUUAUUAUCCACCACCAGCUUAUUGAUUCCGGUAUAGUGUAGGUUUUCUAUCUUUUUGAAGUUUUAGCUCUCUGCAAAUCCCUGCAGGAGCUUUCUUUCUUCUCUCUUUCGCUCUAUUCGAACCCUUUUCCUAUUUCCCUACAAUGGGUUGCCUUCGGAUGACCAUUAGAAAUCUGGAUCCAGUCAGGAAAAGAAGCGGUGGACUAAGAACAAAACAAGCUGGACGAGGGUCUUGUCGUGGUAGUUAGACUAGAUAACCCUAUUCGCCGGAAAAUGCUACCGUCUCCGGCAUUGAACUAAAGUGUUUUCAUUUUAAAUCUACAUCCAUCUGUUUUUUUACUCUCUUCUUCUUCUUCCCUUUCUAUCUGUGAUUCAUCACCAUGGGUUAUCUGUUGAAAGAAGCUUUGAAAUCUUUCUGUGGAGUUAAUCAAUGGUCAUAUGCUGUUUUCUGGAAGGCUGGUUUGCAAAACCCCAAGCUUCUAAUCUGGGAAGAAUGUUACUAUGAUCCACUUCCUGUAAUUUCUGGCAUUGAUGCCUCUGAACUUGCUUUGGAAGAGUGGGAAGCUUGCUGGAACUCUUCUGGAUCUAAUUCUUCUUUGUUUGGUAUUCAUGAAGAGGAUAAAGUUCAUAUUCUGGUUAAUCAAAUGAUGUUGGAUAACCAGAUUAAAAUUGUUGGAGAAGGAUUAGUUGGUCGGGCUGCGUUUACUGGUCAACAUCUAUGGAUUAUUGGGGAGAAUUUCACAAGAGAAGCCUUUCAUCCUCCUCAGGUUCUAUGUGAGAUGCACAGACAAAUGGCAGCCGGUAUGAAGACUAUUGCUGUGAUACCUAUACCUGAUUGUGGUGUUGUUCAGCUUGGUUCGACUUUGAAUAUUUCAGAGAAUUUUGAGUUUGUUAAUGGUGUUAAGACUCUACUCGUUCAACUAGGAUGCGUUUCCAGUAGUGUUGUGUUUGAUAAUGAUUCGUUUCCUUUUGCUGGUAACGAUUCGGUCUGUUCUUCAGUUUCUCGAGCCCCGAGUGAUCUUUUCGAGCAAAACUUUGUGAAAUAUGACGGCGGUUUGAGCGUAAUAAAUGAGAAUCUAGAUGAAAUCUUGGAACCGCCUUCUUCGGGUGGUGGUGGGGGUGAUGAUCUAUUUGAUAUUUUAGGGUCGGAUUUCAGAAAGAGAAUGUUCAAUGACGGGAGGAGAACAUUGAAAACAGACGAUCUUCAUUGUUCUAACUCCGAUUUAUAUUCAUUCGACGGAGGAAACUCGACAAGUGGUGUUUUCUCGGUAAACAGUUGUGACAAUCUGUUAGAUGCUGUUGUGAACAACGUUUGGAGUUCAGGUUCAAACAAACAGAUCUCAGACGACAGUCUGUCGUGCAAGACUUCGAUAACGAAUGGAGGGUUGUUUGGCGGAGGAUCUUGUUCUUUUAAAUCUGAACGCACUAAGGAAGAUGCCGUUGUCAAUAACUGCUCCCAAGCCAGUAGUUCACAUUUCGGAUCUCAAAUCAGUUCGCUGAUUGGACAAAGCCAGAGUGCUUCAACUGCUUAUUCGAAGAAGCAGGACGAGGUUUGUAAAAGUAACCGUAAACGACUCAAACCGGGAGAGAAUCCUCGACCUAGGCCAAAAGAUCGACAGAUGAUUCAAGACCGGAUGAAAGAAUUGCGCGAAAUUGUACCCAAUGGAGCAAAGUGUAGCAUCGAUGCAUUGCUGGAGCGAACGAUCAAACAUAUGAUUUUCUUGCAAGGUGUUACGAAACAUGCUGACAAGUUAAAACAAACCGGGGAAUCCAAGAUAAUAGGCAAUGAUGGAGGGCUGCACUUGAAAGAUAACUUUGGGGGAGGAAGAACAUGGGCUUAUGAAGUUGGAUCACAAUCCAUGAUGUGUCCAAUCAUAGUCGAAGAUCUGAAUGCUCCUCGUCAAAUGCUUGUCGAGAUGCUUUGUGAAGAACGUGGUUUGUUUCUAGAGAUCGCCGAUAUAAUUAGAGGACUCGGAUUAACAAUCUUGAAAGGUGUGAUGGAAACCCGGAAUGACAAGAUCUGGGCACGCUUUUCUGUUGAGGCUAAUAGAGACGUGACGAGGAUGGAGAUAUUUAUGUCGUUAGUUCAUCUUUUAGAGCAAACCGCCGCCACGAAAAAUAUUUCUUCAUCAACACAUGGAAUUAACUGCUUUGAGAAGAACAACGAUAACUUGAUUGCCCCGGUUCCUCCUAUAGGUUUUCGUUAGCAGAACUAAUAAUGGAUAUUUUUAUUUAGGGUUUUUUUGGUGUGUUUGUUGUUUGUGUGUCCUGGAUAUGUUGAGAGCAAUGCCAUGACUGACAUUGAUCCGGGGCAAGAUCGGGUCUGGAUUGUUCUUGUAAUGAUCCACGACCGAAUCGGAAUGUGACCUUGCAGAUGUAGCAUAAUGUUAUUUAUAAUAGUUCAAUGUUUCAUUUUAAUUUGAGACGAUGUUUGUUUGAUUG
This is a messenger RNA of Impatiens glandulifera, 2704 nucleotides long. Its product is annotated as transcription factor LHW. Lineage: Eukaryota; Viridiplantae; Streptophyta; Magnoliopsida; Ericales; Balsaminaceae. The coding region runs from base 643 to 2469 and encodes 608 amino acids. Gene Ontology annotation, biological process: regulation of DNA-templated transcription. The transcript is spliced from 10 exons. Gene Ontology annotation, molecular function: DNA-binding transcription factor activity; protein dimerization activity. The record is from RefSeq and is a predicted model, not a curated record.